Molecule: messenger RNA, 3345 nt
Organism: Hevea brasiliensis (rubber tree)
Lineage: Eukaryota; Viridiplantae; Streptophyta; Magnoliopsida; Malpighiales; Euphorbiaceae
Product: putative receptor-like protein kinase At3g47110
Exons: 2
Coding region: 26-3232 (1068 amino acids)
Biological process (GO): protein phosphorylation
Cellular component (GO): plasma membrane
Molecular function (GO): ATP binding; protein kinase activity; protein binding
Source: RefSeq, a predicted model, not a curated record
UAUAAAUGUUCUUGUAGUUACCACCAUGAGUUGGCUUCUUAUAACAAUGGCUAUUAUUAAUUCUCUUAUCUAUCACAGAUUUUCAUACCACAUUUUCAUCCUCAUAAAAGAAAAAAAAAAUAUGGAACUUACAGGCACAAGCUUAGCAGCAGUAUGGCUUUCUUCAAUCCAGCAUUUUCCUGUGUUAUUCUUAAUUUCUGUAAUCAUGCUAUGCUUCCAACCUGCUGUUUGUAUCACUAAAUUGGGAAAUGAGACUGAUAGGCUUGCUCUUUUGGAAUUCAAAGCCAAGAUAAGCAAUGAUCCAAAUGGCCUCUUCAGCUCAUGGAAUGACUCUGUCCACUUCUGCAAAUGGCAAGGUGUUACUUGUGGCCCCAAUCAUCAGAGAGUUACGUCUCUAAAUCUGCAGGGGUUUAGCUUGUCAGGGAACAUAUCUCCACAUGCAGGGAAUCUCACCUUCUUAAGGUUUCUCAGCCUUGGAGACAACAGAUUCCAUGGAGAAAUUCCUCGAGAAGUUGGUCACCUCUUCAGAUUGAGAUUUCUUAACCUGACGAAUAACCAGUUGAGUGGUGAAAUUCCAGGUGGCAUCAGCAAUUGCUCAGAGCUCAGGGUUGUAAGUUUGAUGAAUAACAACUUAGUGGGAAAAAUCCCAGCAGUGCUAGGCUCUUUAAAGAAGCUUGAGAUUCUUUCCUUUCGCAAAAAUAGUCUCACAGGAGAGAUCCCGUAUUCGUUUGGAAAUCUUUCAUCCCUCCAACAGAUUCUCCUAACUUAUAAUAAUUUGCAGGGAAAGAUUCCAACUGAAUUGGGACACUUAACAAGCUUAACUUUAUUUGCUCUCGGAGUUAAUAAUCUGAGUGGUCCAAUACCUCCUUCCCUUUACAAUAUCUCAUCUAUCACUACCAUUGAAACUACAUAUAAUCAAUUAAGUGGGAGUCUCCCAGCAAACAUAGGCCUUACUCUUCCUAACCUGCAACAACUGCUCUUGGCCGAAAAUGGAUUUUAUGGAACUAUUCCAGAAUCAUUGGCCAACGCUUCUCAGCUUUGGCUUAUUGACAUAUCUACCAACAGUUUCACGGGACCAAUUCCGAUUAAUCUGGGAAAUCUCAAGGGUCUUGAACAGCUUCACGUGGAGUUCAAUUUCUUCGGCAGCAACACGAGUCAAGAUUUGAGUUUUUUACCAUCUCUGGCCAACUGCAGCGGUCUACAACAGCUAUAUUUUGAUGGAAACAAUAUUGGUGGUAUAAUAUCUAGCUCCAUUGGCAAUCUCUCUACCCUUGUUCAACUAGGCCUAGGACGAAAUCCAAUAUCAGGAACAAUCCCAGAAGAGGUAGGGAAUCUUGUGAAUUUGUUUCGAUUAGAUAUGGAUGGAAACCUUUUGGCAGGUAGCAUUCCCAUUUCUCUUGGAAAGAUUCAAAAGCUGGAAAGGCUAACCUUAAAUGACAAUCUACUUUCUGGAAAAAUCCCAGUGUCCCUGGGUAACAUCACCAAAAUGUAUUGGCUUCAUUUAGCAGGAAACAAAUUAGAAGGAAAUAUAACCCCAAGUCUUGGAAGCUGCAAAAAUCUUCGUUUCCUGGAUGCAUCAAGAAAUAAACUCACGGACAUCAUACCCAAACAAAUCUUUGGCCUUUCUUCUCUAUCAGAAACUCUUAACCUAUCACAGAACUCAUUGACAGGUCCCUUACCCUUAGAAGUUGGCAACUUGAAAAGUAUCAAUGCAUUAGAUGUCUCAGAGAACAAAUUCUAUGGGGAAAUUCCUUGGACAAUAGGUGAUUGUUCUAGGCUAGAAAUCCUUAACAUGCAGGGUAACUUCCUGCAAGGACCCAUUCCCUCAUCUUUUACUUCUUUGAGAGGUCUCCAACGAAUAGAUCUGUCCAGAAACAACUUGUCAGGAAAUAUUCCUAGUGAGUUAGAGAAGCUUAUCUUCUUGCUAUAUUUGAAUCUUUCAAACAAUAAUUUUGAGGGUGAGGUACCAAAAAUGGGAGUUUUCAGCAACGCAAGUGCAUUUUCAAUCAUUGGAAAUAGGAAUCUUUGUGGAGGUAUCCCUGAAUUGCAGCUGCCAGCAUGCCCUGUCAAAGAAGAAAAACACAGAAGGCCUUCCAUUGUCAUAAUCGUCACCACAACCAUCAGUUCAUUUCUCUUGCUCAUGAUAUGGACGUCCUUGUGUUUUUUCUACAGGCGAAAGUGGAAAAAAAGUCCAAUUUUAUUACCUUUUACAAUGGAUACGCUUCCUCAAAUUUCAUUCAAGGAACUCUUAGAAGCAACUGGCGGAUUCUCUUCAGAAAACUUAAUUGGACAAGGAAGUUUUGGCUCAGUAUAUAAAGGAAGUCUUGAUCACCAGGGGAAAUGUUUUGUUGCGGUAAAGGUGCUCAACCUUCAGCAACAUGGAGCUUCCAAGAGUUUCACUGCCGAGUGCAAAGCAUUGAAAAACAUCCGGCACAGGAAUCUUGUUAAAAUCUUGACGUACUGCUCCAGCAUUGAUUUUAAAGGCAAUGAUUUCAAAGCUCUAGUGUUUACAUUCAUGGAAAAUGGUAGUUUGGAAAUGUGGUUGCAUCCAGAGGAAAAUGGUUAUAGUCAGACAAGGAAAUUAAACUUUCUUCAAAGACUAUGCAUUGCCACUGAUGUGGCUUCUGCCUUGCAUUAUCUUCAUGACCAUUGUGAAACACCAAUCGUUCAUUGUGACUUGAAGCCCAGUAAUAUUCUUCUUGACAGUGACACGACUGCUCAUGUUGGUGACUUUGGAUUGGCGAGGCUCCUUUCUCAAAGCAACAAAAAUCCUUCUCAAAGCCAAAGUUUCUCAACUGGGAUAAAGGGAACAAUUGGCUACAUGGCACCAGAAUAUGGAGUAGGCAGCAGUGUAACAACUUACGGAGAUGUGUAUAGCUUUGGAAUCCUCUUGCUAGAGAUGCUCACAGGAAAGAGACCAACUCAUGAUAUGUUUACAAAUGGCUUAGAUCUCCACAACUUUGUUAAGGCUACGGUCCCAGGACAAGUCAUGCAGGUUGUGGAUCCCACGUUAUUCACUCCAGGAAAAUUGGGGGCAGCUACAGCAGCAGAAAAUAUGGAUGAUGAUGAAAGUGUUGAAGAUAGUAUACAAGAAUGUAUUGUAUCAGUCCUUCAAAUUGGACUCGCAUGCUCUGCGGAAGUGCCAAAAGAUCGAAUGAAUAUGAAAGACGUAACAAGCAAACUAAAUGCCAUCAAGGAUGCUUUCCUUCAUAGAGACCACAAACAAGUUUAGUAUGGAUUUGAUAUAUUGCAGAAGCACAGCUUCUGCAAUGAGAUGUAGAGACUCAGAAAAUAGCAGUUUUUCCAUUUCACAGAAAAAUAAUUAAAGAAUGCUUAACUUCAUAA